AUGUCACAUAACAACGUCGACGAUAGCAAUUCCACUUCCUCUUCAUCGGAACACUCUGAGAACGAAGAUGAAUAUGACGACGAGGAUGAAGACGAGGAUGAGGAGAACGCCGACCCUUAUUAUGAACGGUACCCAAUCCCUGAAAACACGACACCGAAGCGGCCCAUACCGAUUCCGGAUCAAAACAAAAUGAUCCAUUGGGGGACUUUACGGCCUUACGAUAAGAUGUAUGACGGGAUCGAGUUAUAUGGACAAAAGUUCUUGAUUGGUCCGAAUGGGACGAAUUUUGCGCUGGACGGGAUAUGCGUGGAGAUAUCGAUCACCUACAAAAAGCCGGGAGAAGCGACUUUAGAGAUUAAUUCAACGACAGGGUUUGUGUACGUGAAUCAGAAAACAGUUCGAAAGGGCGAGAAGGUGAUCUUAGAAAAUAAGACGGAGAUUGGGUUUUAUUUCACAAAGGUCUACAUCUUCACGUUGUUCUUUUUAGACACACCCGUGCAGAAAGUGAUUGAAGACUUGAAGAAUAACAAGGCCAUCUUACCAUACAGAGAAGAACAGAAGGUAGGACGUCCCAAUUUCACGAUGAGUGAGACGGCUUUGAAGAAGACUCCACAUAAAGAAGGGUUAGUAGCUAUAUUUAAUAAGUUUGGAAGGAAUAAGAUCUCCUCGGAGAGUGAAGAAAAACAGAAAGAACGGAAAGAACGCAACGAAGAGGCGUUUCAGUUUCUUAAGCCUUGUGAGAAAGAGGCGCUGAACUACACCUGUGAGAUUCCAUUUGAACAUCCGAAGCUUAUGAAGUACACAAAAGACAUUAUUAGCUUAUACAGAACAGUACUUUUGACUAUUCCGAAGAACGGAAUGAAACACUUGAGUCGAGUUGUGAGAGGUCUUGCGGAUAAGUAUGACCUUCCAUUAGUCGAGUUGAAAUAUGACAAACUGGGCCAGACGGUAGACGCGAAGUCACAAGAAAGAAAGGAGUUUCGAGUGCGGCAAUUAGUUCAGUUUAUAGGGAAAGGGAAGAUGCAGCGGGACUUCAAUGAUGAAAUUGAGUUGGGCACACAUGGGAUCGUCCUCUUUGUGAAAGACUCCCACGCCGCAGUCAACUUCGACUUCAAAAACAAAUUUGUCGCGAGUUUUGUUGAAAUUGAAUACCUUGGGAAUAUCGAUGAGGAGAUCCCUGAUGGGGACCAACGAGUGAUAGGACGACUCGACGAGUUGAUGGACAGCUAUGGCCCGAUGAUACUUCUUAUCACUGAUAUAAGUGGGUUAAAUGACAAUCAGCAGUUACAAACGGACUUCAAAGCGUAUCUCCGGUCGUUCAAAUUUUCGGACAGACAGUCGGUGAUCAUAGGAACAAUGGUAACACCGCCGCCCCCAUCGAAGUCGCAUGCUUCGCAACAAAUAGAUCAGUCUUUGUGUAUGUUAGGUGGGAUGAAAGAGAUUCGAUUUGAGACGAUCACCUUUUCCAAAGCGUCCAAAGACCAACAGAAAGACUUGAGUGUCAUUUCCAAGUUAUUUGGGAAUGUCAUCAAAUUCAGUGAGCCGAGUGGGGAGUUUGGGAGUAAGUGGAAAUCGUUAGUAGGCGAAGAUGCGAAGAAUGAGAAGCUUGCGAAGAACAAAGCGUUGUUAGCGAAGCACAGUGAAGAGUUUGGUGUCCACAUUGCGCAGUAUCCUGAAGAAGAGAUGUAUGAAGUGUAUAGUAAUGAUCAAAUAGAGAGAGCGAUAGGAAUAGCAAUACAAAAAGCACGGAAAGAAGUGCGGGACCCGAAGGAAUUGACGAAAGAGCAGAUAGGGUUUGGUCUUGAAGUUGUGAAAGAGAAGAAAAGUGUAGAUGUUGAAGAGAUGGAGACGGACAAUGAAUUUGAAAAGAAGCUUCUGAGUGAUGUGAUCAAGUCUGACGACAUCAAUGUGUCGUUUGAUGACAUUGGAGCACUUGAUGAUGUCAAAAAAGUGUUGAAUGAAACGAUCACCCUUCCUUUAGUGCGCCCGGAGUUGUUCUUCUCGAAGUUGACGCAAGGGGCGAAAGGGGUUUUACUCUUUGGUCCUCCUGGGACGGGGAAGACUAUGUUAGCGAAAGCCGUAGCGACGGAGAGUAAGUCGAAUUUCAUUAAUGUGUCGAUGUCCUCAUUGGGGUCGAAGUGGUUUGGUGAAGCCGAGAAGUAUGUCAAAGCCCUUUUUACACUUGCGUCGAAAUUAUCGCCGUGUGUUAUAUUUGUCGAUGAAGUUGAUGCGCUCUUAGGAAAGCGGUCGAGCAGUGAACAUGAGGCGGUACGUAAAAUGAAGAACGAGUUUAUGUCGUUGUGGGAUGGGAUUAAGUCGAAAGAUAUGGAACGCGUUAUUAUAAUGGCUGCCACGAAUCGGCCGUUUGAUUUGGAUGAUGCGGUCUUACGUCGAUUGAGUCGAAGGAUAUUAGUGGACUUACCAAAUGAACAGAAUCGAGUGACUAUAUUAAAGAAGAUACUGAGAAGGGAAGACGUCGAUCCUAAUUUGAAUUACACGAUGAUCGCACAACAGACGGAAGGGUUUUCGGGAAGCGAUUUGUUUGCACUCGGACAAGUCGUGGCGAUGCGACCGAUUAAAGAAUAUCUGAAGAGUGAAAAGGGGAAGAAGAGAGACCCAAACCCUAUUUUAAGACCAAUCACUACGGAAGACUUCUUGGAAGAAGCGAAAAAAGUCAACCCAUCCGUUUCGAAGGAUUCAAGCUCACUGACAGAACUCAGGAGUUGGAAUAGUUUGUAUGGCGAGGGAAGCACAACAUCGUCUAAUAACUUAAAAUAUUUCCUUUAA
Entamoeba invadens IP1 is the source of this 2787-nucleotide messenger RNA. RefSeq lists its product as hypothetical. Gene Ontology annotation, molecular function: ATP hydrolysis activity; ATP binding. Gene Ontology annotation, cellular component: mitochondrial outer membrane. The record is from RefSeq and is a predicted model, not a curated record. The transcript has a single exon. NCBI's taxonomy places the organism in Eukaryota, Evosea, Mastigamoebida, Endamoebidae. The coding region runs from base 1 to 2787 and encodes 928 amino acids.